Sipha flava (yellow sugarcane aphid) is the source of this 363-nucleotide messenger RNA. RefSeq lists its product as uncharacterized. NCBI's taxonomy places the organism in Eukaryota, Metazoa, Arthropoda, Insecta, Hemiptera, Aphididae. The record is from RefSeq and is a predicted model, not a curated record. The transcript is spliced from 2 exons. Bases 27 to 317 code for a protein of 96 amino acids.
UGAGUUGUAAGGACCUACAUUCAUGUAUGUCCGCAACAGGAGGUAAUAAUAUUAAUUGUACUAUGAAAAGAAUACUGAUGAAAUUAUUUACUGACAAUUUACUGUCUCUAUUUUCUUAUAAUGGGAAAAAAGGAAAAAAGAAAUUUUGUGAUCUUAUUAUUUGUCCUGUUAUUUUUGAUGCUGUAAAAUGUCAAUCUAAAUUUAUGAAUGUUUCACAAAACGAAUUGGAAAGUAGAAUCAAGUACCAUUUAGCACAAGCACCAUUUAACAUUAAAAAAAAUGAUAAACUUGGCAUAAAUGCUGCAGCUGCAGACUAAAAUUGUCAAUUAUUGCCAUUUAUUUUAUUUUUAAUUUUCUGAAAUU